Seriola aureovittata is the source of this 6333-nucleotide messenger RNA. RefSeq names its product zinc finger protein 687a (gene znf687a). NCBI's taxonomy places the organism in Eukaryota, Metazoa, Chordata, Actinopteri, Carangiformes, Carangidae. The record is from RefSeq and is a predicted model, not a curated record. The transcript is spliced from 11 exons. The coding region runs from base 74 to 4087 and encodes 1337 amino acids.
GGAAAACUUAUGCGUCCGAGAGGCAAGUCAGGAACCAACUGUAACCUAGCAGGUUUCGAGCCUUGUGCUGGCAAUGGGGGACAUGAAGACCCCAGACUUUGAUGAUUUGCUGGCAGCUUUUGAUAUCCCUGACAUUGAUGCUAAAGAAGCCAUCCAGUCAAGUCCAGAGGAGCAACGGGAUGAGGUGGGGACUGUUGGAGAUGGGAGAGGGAGUGGGUCUCCGUCAUGUUUUCCCUGCUCUCCUGCCUCACACAGUGACCGACCUGUGGUCAGUGUUAUUGUGAAGAACACAGUGCGGUCUGAGUCUGUGGAGGAGGAGGAGAAGUCUGCCAGGAAUAAAACAGACAAUCCUUCAAGUAGUGGCUUAGCUCCUCAGGUUCAGGUCAAGUUGGGUGACCUAACCUCACAGCUCAAUCCCGAACUGCCUGCUGAUGCUGCUGUGGAGCCCCAGAUUGCUAAUGGCUUUGAGGGAUCUGUCCCCAGCGAUCAGGGAAUGUGCAACACAGAGCCAUGGUCCCUGCAUUCACCGUUGAGGUCGACACUGAAUGAUAAAGAGGCUGAAAGCGAUAAAACAGCUGAGGUUGGAUCAAUCCAGCAUACGACUGAUGUCAUGAACAGUUUGAAGCCUCUCCUUUUUCCAGAGUCUCCGACUACUGCUCAUCCUAACUUCUCAACUACUCCUUCUCCGCACUCUGUCAGCCCUCACCUUUCUCCACACUCCCCUCAGAAAGAAGAAGCUUUUUUCCUUGGUAAUUCAUCAUCCUCCUCUUUACCACAAAACGGGAGUAUUAAAGCUGGAAUUAAGCAUGUUAUGCACUCAGAAGAUGAAGACUCAGAGCCAGAUUUAGGAAGUCCGCUGGUUAUCCAAGAGAGCCCAGAAUCUCUAAUGUCCUCCCCUCCCAAAUUUAAACUACGGUCUGAGCUGCUUCGGUCUCCUGAAACCACCUCUUGUGACAUUUCUCAUCCUCCUCAUCUGUCCUUUUCUCUGGUAUCUGCAAAACCUAAACCCCUUCUUGAGGAUGAGGGGCAACCUACCACCCCCCAUUCUCCCUCUGAAGCUCCUCAGCCGCAGAGCUCCGAGAGCUGCCUCCCCUCUGUCAGCACAGGCUCUGCAUCAGUCCAAGAGGAGAAAUAUCCAGAGCAUGUGAUUGAUGAGCGGGACUCACCUGAGAGCCCACCGCCCAGUGAGACAGGUUUUUUUGUCCCCAAUGGAAGCAGCAGCCCCGAUGUGGCCAAAACACCAGGUCUUGCAAUGAACCACAAGGACUUUUGUCACAAAGAGGAACUCAUGGAAAGCGAGCCUAGUAAAGAGGACAGGCCAAGUGAUACAGAGGAGCUUAGUGAAAAGACGACUGGAGAUGGGGAUAACUUAAAUGGGGAGACAAGUGGUGUUGGCACAUCAUCUGUGGUGCCGGCACAUGUGUCUGCUAGUGCUGCAGAGACAGAUUCAUCUCCAUUGCGUCCCCUCAAAGUUAAAAUCAAAAUGUCUAGAGGAAGCAUCACAACUGUGACUGGGGUGGCACCUAAAAGAAAUGCAAGAGCCACUUCCAGUGCCGUUGAUAGUUCAAAACCUUCACUACAACGUCACAACACAAAAUCCAAGAGGGAAUUGCCACAGCAAUCUCAGUUGCCUGCAGUAUCGAUGCUCCAGGAUGCUUGUGCUGCAACACCAGAAGGUGCCAGUACAGUUAAACAGAAAACUGCAGUGAACACCAAACCUAAAGUUUCCCCCACAGCUGUCAGCAUCACAAAAACCGCAGCCCUGCCCUCUGUCUCUUCCCCCAAAGUCAGCCCAGGUGGGAUCAACCUGCGCAGCCUGGGCCAGAAGACUCUCAACAGUGGGACACUUCCCGCACCUUCACCUCUGCUGCCUCAAAUUGGCAGCAGACCAGCAUCCAUAGUCAACAGCACUGGGGCAAUCAUAUCCAAGACUCAGACCAACCUGGUAGAAGCUUUCAACAAAAUCCUCAACAACAAGAACCUGCUGCCCAGUUACAAACCAGACCUGAGUGCACCUCUUCCUGUAGAGUGGGGCAUUCCUCUGCCUGCACAGGGUUACCGCUGUUUGGAGUGUGGUGAUGCUUUUGCACUGGAGCAGAGUUUGGCGCGACACUAUGAUAGACGCUCAUUGAGGAUUGAAGUGACGUGUAACCACUGUGCCAAACGCUUGGCCUUCUUCAACAAGUGUAGCCUGCUUUUGCACGCCAGGGAGCACAAGGAGAGGGGCCUGAUCAUGCAGUGUUCACACCUGGUCAUGAAACCUGUACCUGUGGAGCAGAUGAUCGGCCAGCAGGAACCCAAGGCAACUGGGUCGGUCACCCCAAACCCAUCACCCCAGUCACAUCAAGCAGUACCUAACAAGAAAGCAGAAGAAGUGCAGUACCUCAGUAAUAAAUGUCCUGAGUGUCUGGCUCAGUUUAGCAGCAAAGAAGAGGUGGCUGAACACUUUCAAGAAAUCAAACCAGCACACCCAACACCAUGUACAGACUGUUCUCCUCCCAUGCUCCUGCCCAACAGCUGCAGUGCAGCAGCUCAUCAACGCAUCCACCAAAGCCUUCCACCACAUGUGUGCCCAGAAUGUGGGGGCACAGCCAAGCAGCCACAAUUUCAAACACAUCUGGACAAGACCUGUUUGCACUUUGCCCGCCGCAUAGGAUACAGAUGUUCCAGUUGCCUGGUAGUGUUUGGAGGGCUGAAUUCUGUGAAGUCUCAUAUUCAGCAGGCUCAUUGUGAUAUGUUCCACAAAUGCCCCAGCUGCCCCAUGGCUUUCAAAUCUGCCCCCAGCAUACAGAACCAUGUGGCUGCCCAACAUCCAACAGUCACUAUAGGACAAACAAUGCUGAUCUAUAAAUGUGUCAUGUGUGACACUGUUUUUACCCACAAGCCCCUGUUGAAUGUCCACUUUGACACUCAUUUAACCAAUCAAAAGGUGCAUGUCUUUAAAUGCCCUGAGUGCACCAAGCUGUUUUCUCAGAGGAAUUCCCUACUGGAGCAUUUCAAGGCCCACAAGACUUCCAUGUUAAAACAAGAGUUGCCUUCACCUCCAGCUGUUUCCUCUCGUCCACGGCCUUCAGUGAAGUUGGAGAACUCAGAUGGGGACGAGUGGAUGGAUAAAGACAAAGAAGAGAAAGUGAAGACAGAGAGGACAAAGACCCCCUCAGGGUGGAAGUGCGCGCCUUGCCACGUACGCUACACAGACCGCGAAGACUACAUUACCCAUAUGGCUGAACAGCAUAGCAAGAUUCUGAAGAAGUUUCCUUGUAACAAAUGUGAGAGCUCCUUCACCACGACUUCCAGUCUGCGACGUCACAUCAGAGACAAACACAAAGUCAUGAACCGUAGCUUCCGCUGCCAGUUUUGUGCUGAGGGUAAGAAAACGUUCAGCAGCAGAGCGAUGUUGGAGAGGCAUGUUCAGCUGAGACACAACAUGGAAACUGUGAGCAAGGACACACUGAUGGGAGGCGGAGAUGAGGCUGAUUGUUCCUCAGAACAGGACAGUGGUUUGGGGGCUCGUCAGAGACGCAAAGGAACUGUGAAGAUGGAGCACGAUGAUGAGUCCACAGAUGGGAUGAGUCCUGUGAAGAAGUUGCGGUCGUCUUCCUCUGUACCUGCUCCAUACUUGCUUCCUGACUCUGGGUUUCGCUGUGCCCCCUGCGGCUUCACCACAGACGACCAGACAUCAUUCCUGGAGCACAUCAGCCAGCAUAGACGAGGAGGGACAGAGGGUGGUGGUCUGCAGUGUCUACAGUGCGGCGCCUGCUUCACGUCCACCUCCUCCCUAUCUCGCCAUCGCUUCAUCACCCACAAAGUGAGAGAUGCAUUCACUGACAACCAGCAAGCCCUCAGCAUGCACCCAGCACCGUCCCCUGGUAAUAGAAGGAAUCAUGAUGAUAAGAGUUCUCUGGAUUGUUCUGCACCAGCAUCACCCUCCGUUCAACCCUCCAUAGCUCAGGGGAAGGAAGAGGAGGGCACACUGGCCUGUAAGGUAUGCGGUAAACAUUUUGAAAAGGCAACAGAUCUGAAUACACACUUCAGAACUCACGGUAUGGCUUUUAUCAGCGCAAGAAACGCAGGAAAAACUACCUAAGAUGGCAGACACAAGGAGAAGAUCAAUGUCGGUAAGUGAUAUAAUUGCAAGUGCCUUUUUUAAGUGUUGGUUAGUACAUCUAUGCACUAAUGUAACCAAAGAUUGCUAGAACAGUUUUUAUGUGAAUAGAUUGUAAAACAAUCAGAUGUGAUUCUCACAAGGGGAGAGCGGCCUUAACCUUCUGACGUUCAGGAUCUAAUGCUGCAUUUCUGUGUUCGGUAAUAAUACUAAUGAGAUCAGAGCUACUUCCUGGUCAGUGGACAGUAAGUCUGACUGGUUCACUGCUGUGACCACAUUCACAUGAUUAUGUGCCAGUAGAGAACUGUGAAUGUUUUAACCAAAUCCUACUGUGAUUGUGACAGCUGUUUCAGUGAAUGUUGAUAGACAGCGAUGGAAUGUGUCUUGUUUUUUAUUUUUUAAAUACUUUCAUCCUACUGAGGAGAUUGUUGAAUGCCAACCCUGGUGUUUUUCUGUAAAGUUAUGUUUUUUAUGUUGUUUUGUCUGUUUAUUUUUUUGUUUGUUUUUUUACAUAUUUUUGGCUGGACCGCAACAGCAGGGUGUUUACAGCCUGCAAUGUUGCCAACUUAGUGUACUUAGUGCAGGUGACAGAGAGUGGGUGAGAAGCAAACCGAUAUAAAAGGCUGAAAAGGACUAAAACUCGGCAGAAUGUAAAUAGUCUAUGACACGGUCCAGCCGCAUACUGGGUUUUGACAUGAUCUUGUUAGAGAAUCAUUGUGUUUGUUUAGAAUAUGUUAGCUCACCUACUAUCAAGUGUGUAUACUUUUAACUCAUUGCCAGCCAUGUUCUAGAGCAUACAACAACAAUAUAAAUUGCGUGCCAACUUUAAAGGCAGCCACCGGCUUCCAUACAUUUUAGUGUGUUUAUGAGAUAUGUAAGAUAGGUAAUCAAUUACCUCUAUAUACUAACACAAAGACGGUAUUUUGUACUAUAAAGCCUGUAACUUUUGAAGAUACCAACUUAAUGAGUCCCACUCAGACCUCUGAAACUUUUUAUUAGCUUCAGCUGGACUUAAGAAUAUAUUUUUGCACAGAACAAGGUCUGUAGAUUUUUUCCCUAUUAACUCUCAUUGAAAUCAUGUUAAAAAGGGAUCUCUUCACUGCCUGUACAGACAGGAGGAAUAAUUACAGUGACCAGUAACUCUUGCGAUGCACAUUAAAUGUAAAGUAUUUCUGUAUUGUUUUUGAGACACUUGAAAAACUGUUGCUAUUAAAUAUUUACUGUUAUUUUCUCAAUAAGUUAAAAGUCCCUGCACGUUGUUUAUCCAUAUCAUACUGAAAUUAAUUUGGACCAAUAACUUUCUGGAAGACAAGAAUUGAAUGUAAAAGUUUUCACUAUAAUUUGGAAAAUGGUCAGCAACAAUCUCAUGUGUACACACUUUGUAGUUAUUGGUACAACUUUCAAAGCCAUUGAAAUUAACAUUUAAUACCUUUUUAAAUGGAAUGUACUGUAUUUACAUCAGAUUAACUGAUUUAUUCCUUCUCUGUGAGCAGCAAGAGAUGGAAUCCUGUAUUAUGGCUUCUUGGUAUGCAGCAUAUGUUUGUCUAAAUCUUGCUUCAUGAAAUUACUGUAAACAAAAGAUCAGUGUGUAUGUGAUUAUGUCUGUUCCUUAUGCUUUCCUAAAAACAUGAGGAGAUGUUGAACUUUGUAUUUGAUGAGGAUUUCUUAAGUCUUCGGCACUGCUAAAAAAGAAAAAAAUGACUUAAGCUGUGGUAAAGGAGCUGAAUGUAAUCAGAUGUUCCAGCUUUGCUCAGCACAGAUCAGGUUGCGUUAUGGAUGAACAGGUGUCAACAAAACCGUUGCAGGACACAAAUGGCCUGAGAGGAGAAACAAGUGUUGUAGAGAUACUGUAUUAAGUUGUGGGUGCUUAAAAGAUUUUGAGUGUUGUGUUUUGAUUUAAUAUUUUUGUUAAGUGGCACCUUUUAGCUGUUUAUGUCAUGUCUUACAAGCUGCUGGUUCACUGAGAUGUCUCAUACCACAGAAUCCAUAGACUUAGCUAAUAUCCAUGCAUCAAUGUCAUUGAGUUUAAAAAAAGCAAAGAACUAUUCCUUUAAUGUGCUGUUGUCACCAGUGACCUGUGUGCUUUUGUGUUUACUUUCUCAGGAGAUUAUCCCAUGCUUUAACACACAUUGUCCUAUUUAACUUUUCAGUUUUUGCAUUGACAAGACAAUUUUUAACCAAAUGUUUAAAAAAAAAAAAAGAUGAAUUAAAAAUGGACACGUCCUCCA